This is a messenger RNA of Linum tenue, 810 nucleotides long. NCBI's taxonomy places the organism in Eukaryota, Viridiplantae, Streptophyta, Magnoliopsida, Malpighiales, Linaceae. The record is from the annotation of a GenBank genome assembly.
AUGAAGUCUCGUAACUCCAGCUCUACCACCCUUGUCGACACACCGGCGGCAGCGCUCAAGGUGGCUCAAAACAACAAGAGAGGUAGUUCCUCUCUGAAAAAUCGCGGCAAGGGUGUUGUGAAAGAAGGCGGCGGCGGCGAAGGGGAUCAGUCGGAGCAACAGGUUCAUAUAUGGACGGAAAGGGAGAGGAGGAAGAGGAUGAGGACGAUGUUCACCAAUCUUCAGGCCUUGCUCCCUCAACUCCCUUCCAAGGCGGACAAGUCGACCAUUGUGGACGAGGCAAUAAGCUACAUCAAGACCCUCCACCAAACCCUCCAAGCCCUCGAGAAGCAGAAGCUCGAAAAACUCCAAGGACUCCUAAACCUCGACAGCGAGCCGUCUGCAGUUUCAGUGAUCACCACAUCACAAGCCGCAACACCACAGCUACCAUUUGCAGUAGCAGCCGAUCAAUCUUGGCCGUCGAAGCCCUUCCCUCCGCCGUCGAUGAUCACUACAAGUACUCCACCGUCAGGUUUCCAGACGUGGUUUUCUCCCAACGUGGUGCUCAACAUGUGGGGGGAAGAUGCCCAAAUCUGUAUUUGUUCGGCGAAGAAGCAAGGGCUGCUUGCUACCAUCUUGCAUAUACUGGAGAAGCACGGCUUGGAUGUUGUCUCUGCUCAUAUCUCCUCGGGCCCCCAUCGUUGCACCUACAUGAUUCACUCCCAUGCAGGUGGAGGUAGCUGCGGGCAGUUUCCAGAGUCGUCGUUGUCGGUGGAAGAUACGUUCAAGCUCGCAGCUGGAGAGAUGAACUUGUGGUUGUUAUCGUGCUGA